AUGGACGUCGGCGCGACUUCAACAGAUGUUGCCAUGGGGGCGCGGUUGUUCCUGCGGGCGCCUCAAGCAGAGCUCUUGCUUCCUUGGGUGGAAAUGUAUAGACCCGCUUCAUUGGAUCAGCUUGUCUCGCGUGAGGACAUCGAGAGGAUGAUGGCCAAGAGGACGCUGCCGCACAUGUUGUUGCACGGCCCCCCUGGCACGGGCAAGACCAUGGCCCUUGCAAAGACAAUGUACAAGGAGCGAUACAAGUCCAUGACGCUGGAGAUGAAUGCAUCUGAUGCACGCCAUCUGAUGCACGCGGCAUCGACGUGGUUCGUGAGCAAAUCAAAACCUUUGUCAGCGUGA
Molecule: messenger RNA, 345 nt
Organism: Symbiodinium natans
Lineage: Eukaryota; Dinophyceae; Suessiales; Symbiodiniaceae
Source: the annotation of a GenBank genome assembly